Molecule: messenger RNA, 2748 nt
Organism: Bradysia coprophila
Lineage: Eukaryota; Metazoa; Arthropoda; Insecta; Diptera; Sciaridae
Source: RefSeq, a predicted model, not a curated record
UCAUUAAAACUUCGAUCAGCAACAAAGCACCGGAACGUCUCUUGAGCAUUUAAAAACCAGCGAUUUUUUUAAUAUAUCGGCUUUAAACAUGAACUGAAAAUGAGGAAACUCAUCCAGCCAAAAGUCGAAAGGAAUAUUACUUUAAAAUUGGAUUGACUUAUAGUCACGCAAACGAAAAUAUUUGGAAGCCCAAAGGUAUUCUAUAUUGUGCUGUGUUGAUAAAAGAUAUUUUACUGAGGAUGUUGCUCAUUAAAAUCGUAACUUUUUCGAUUAUGUUCGCGUCAAUAAUUUCGGUAAAAUGCUUGAGUUUCGCGAAUAUGGACGGAAAAGGUGACAAAGAUUUGGUCCCUUCAAACGAAAUCGAAAGUAAUAAGCGUGACAAUGAACAAUUAAAAUUCAUUUAUCAAAAUUACUCAAGAGUGCAUAGAAAUUUGGAUAAUGGAGUAAUUUAUGGAGACAGCAGCAACAAGUGCGGUGGAAAUUUCAAAAGUGUUCAAACAACGAUUCAGUCGCCGGACUAUCCCAACGAAUAUCAGCCCAACAGCUACUGUGAAUAUGUGUUCAAAUCGCCAUUUGUAUGCAAGACCGAAUAUCAUAUUCAGUUUUUGUUCUUCUCAUUGGAGUCGUCAAAGGAUUGUGUUAAGGAUCAUUUAAAAAUUGGAAAACAUGAAACUUUGUGUGGGAAAGUUAUUGGAAUCAUGAAGUACAAAGCGAUGGAUGGAGUGCUAAGAAUAAUUUUUGCUACUGAUGACAAUAUCGAAGGACAUGGCUUUAAUUUGCUGAUUACCAGGCUGCCAUGUAGUGAUGAAGAAUCAUCAACAGUGUUUCCAAUUUAUGAGAAACGGACCAUUAAAAAUGAUGAGUGGGAUGUGACGGACAUUGAAUUUACAACUUCAAUCAAUGAAGAAACUACUACUGAUGAGAAUGAAACAGAUGAUAUUACUACGACAGCCUUCGUCAAUAAAGAUAUUACGGAACCAAUACUUACAUUGCAACCGCCUAUUUACGACCAUUUCGAAGAAACUCAGAAUAAGAGCUAUCAGUUUUCGUUUUUGGGCUCCAAUGGUGAUGGUUAUUUACCGCCUUCUUCGACUGAUACUCCUACGACACACACAAACUGCUUUCCUAGCAAUGGAGGUCAGUACCCUACGAAUGGAGGACAAUUUCCUGUCAAUGGUCAGUUUCCCGUCAAUGGUCAGUUUCCUGUCAAUGGUCAAUUUCCUGCCAAUGGCCAGUUUCCUGUCAAUGGCCAGUUUCCUGUCAAUGGCCAGUUUCCUGCCAAUGGCCAGUUUCCUGCCAAUGGCCAGUUUCCUGCCAAUGGCCAGUUUCCUGCCAAUGGCCAGUUUCCUGCCAAUGGCCAGUUUCCUGCCAAUGGCCAGUUUCCUGCCAAUGGCCAGUUUCCUGCCAAUGGCCAGUUUCCUGUCAACGGCCAGUUUCCUGUCAAUGGACAAAAUCCAAUCGGAGAUGGUCAAUAUCCCACAUUUGGCAUUUUCCCGAACAAUGGCUAUCCUUCAACUUCAUUUUAUCCAUCCACAAAUGUGUUUCACACGCACAAUGUAUCACCUCCAAACAGUUAUCCUACCUCAAACUAUCCGUCGUUCAAUGGCUAUUUACCGGCAGUACAGCCCACAAACAAUUUCCCAUCGUCUAACGGAUACCUUCCUUCAUCGAAUGGAUACUUACCCCACAAUCCCAAUCAAUUUCCUAAUACACCCUCUAACUAUCCCCAAUUUCCGAUAAACAAUGGAUAUCCUUCAAACUUUCCGAGUAAUCAACAACCAUCUGCCAAUGAUCCAAACAUUCAAGAAAUAUCACCAGUGAGCACCACACCCACUCGCGACGUUGUACAGUCGCAGAUUUUUCCUUCUGCAAUUCCACAGUGUUGUGCACGACAAUUUAAUCAACAACGAUUUUAUGUAGCUAGCUCCAACUUUCCAACAAGGAACGGUCAAAACGUCGACUGCCUUCACUACAUCACUCGUAAUAAUCCAAGUGUCUGCCGCAUUCGAAUUGAAUUCAAAUUCUUUUUCCUGGGUAACUAUCAUCCACAACUUGGAUGUGUAGAAAAUUUUAUUGAAAUUGAUGGUCAACGUAUUUGUGGCUGCCGUAGUGGCAUGCGAUAUAUCUCGCAAUGGGGAAUAGGAUCGAAAAUUAUACGUGUUCAAAGUAGAGCAGGAAUCACUCAGGGUGUACGCGGCUUUUUGUUAGAUGUCAUACAAGAGCAGUGUCCGUACCGUUUUAGCCGAGAUAAUUCGUUGGAUCGCAAUGAAACAAACUGGGAUCGAUCUGAUCCGGUACUUCAUAAAGCUAUUACACGAACAAAUAGCUCAUCGCUGACCACUUAUUACUAUUACGCUGAUGACAGUGAUACGGAGAAGCCGAAGGUUCGAUUGGAGACGAAAGCAGAAUUUGAUCAAAGAGCUGAAGGUCCGAAUGCACGAUUCUUCUUUCCACCUACAGGCCAACAAAACAGGUGCGCCUUCAGCAAUCUAAAUUGGUUACAGUUAGUCGCAGAUCCGCUAUGGUUAGUAAAACCAACUUGUAGAAGAUGAGGUCGUGUUACAACAGAAAAUGGUUUUUUUUGCUAAUAAAAUUACGUUUUACAAAAAAAUAAUUUACUGGCUUUGUGUGGUUACCAAUCACAAUUUAUUUUGCGUAAUCUUUGCUCACUUUAGAACAUAAUAAUUAUUCCCAAAAUCUUCGCUGCUGAAAUGACUCAGAAACCUUUUUAAGCAAACUCAUAUUUGA